This is a messenger RNA of Coniophora puteana RWD-64-598 SS2, 1482 nucleotides long. Its product is annotated as Pkinase-domain-containing protein. Bases 1 to 1482 code for a protein of 493 amino acids. Gene Ontology annotation, biological process: protein phosphorylation. The record is from RefSeq and is a predicted model, not a curated record. The transcript is spliced from 6 exons. Gene Ontology annotation, molecular function: ATP binding; protein kinase activity. Lineage: Eukaryota; Fungi; Basidiomycota; Agaricomycetes; Boletales; Coniophoraceae.
AUGCAGGAGCACCGGAUAAAACCUGAAAGCCCAAUCUCUCCUACUGGUAGCGGCUUGUGGAUAGUUAAGCCUCAGCCCCUAAGUCCAGGAGGGAACAGACCAAAGUUGGCGGUCUCGACUGCUUCGGACGAGUCUCGUACCCUUGGACCAUUGAACAAUUACCCUCCCAUCCCUACCGUUUUACCGCCUCACUACCCGCCGCAGCCUCGACCACCGCGCAGGCAUAUUAAGAAUGACCAUCGGAGCGGGAUUUUCGAAGAUGAAAAUCGACCCAAUCCGGAAGAGCUUUACGAGCGACUCGAAGACGCCUUUCCAUCCCACGACCUUGAUAAACCUGUCAUUGAAGCAAACUCUGGAGGAACAUCUCCCACAGCUGCCGAGGAUCCUAUGACUAUAGGAAGGGGCAUUGAUGGGCUUGCAAGAGGAAAGAAAUCAAUUCGCUACGUUGCGGAGGAGCACAAACGGAGGAUUGACCGAACAUCUCGGGCGGAUGCCGCAUCCUUUAACGUUAUGAGGAAGCGAAGUACCAAACUGUGGGGAAGCCGAGUUGAGGAGGUUACGACCGAUGCACGGCAUCAUCUAAGCAGAGUUCAUCCAGAUUCUCCUUCGGGCGGUCCCAGACCGAUUUUCAAAUGGGUGCGAGGAGAACUCAUUGGCAAGGGAACAUACGGUCGUGUUUAUCUCGCGCUGAAUGUUACUACGGGUGAUAUGAUCGCUGUCAAGCAGGUGGAAAUGCCACGGUCUCAGAGCGAGAGGAACGACAGUCGGCAGACCAACCUGGUACAGGCACUUAAAAUGGAGAGCGAGACUUUGAAAGAUCUUGAUCAUCCAAAUAUCGUGACCUACCUUGGUUUUGAAGAAACUCCCGAUUUCUUAAGCAUCUUUUUGGAGUACGUACCUGGCGGUUCCGUCGGUAGCUGUUUGAGAGAGUACGGGAAGUUCGGUGAGGACGUAACCAAAUCGUUCACAGCCCAGAUUUUAGCUGGAUUGGAAUAUCUCCACUCCAAGAAUAUCUUGCACCGGGAUCUUAAAGCUGACAAUAUUCUUGUGGAGAACAAUGGGACCUGCAAGAUCUCCGAUUUUGGCAUAUCCAAGCGAACCACGGAACUCAAUGGUGCCGCUCAUACGGCUAUGCAAGGGACUGUCUUUUGGAUGGCCCCUGAAGUCAUCAGCGCACGAGCCGGCCUGCGAGGCUAUAAUUCCAAAGCUGAUAUCUGGAGUGUAGGAUGUGUCGUAUAUGAGAUGCUGACUGGUAAACGUCCUUGGAGUGAUUAUGAGGAGGUCGCGGUCAUGCUUCGGCUGUAUCAACAACCAGAAUCGCCUCCGCUUCCCGCCGACUUCGUACUAUCCGACUUGGGCAAUGACUUCAAAGAAAGGUGUUUUGCUGUCGAUCCCGAUAAACGGGCAACAGCAGCGGAAUUGCGAGAACAUCGCUAUCUAGCACUCCCCGAAGACUGGUUCUUCACGGACUUUUGCAAGUAG